Molecule: messenger RNA, 2786 nt
Organism: Periophthalmus magnuspinnatus
Lineage: Eukaryota; Metazoa; Chordata; Actinopteri; Gobiiformes; Gobiidae
Gene: meioc
Product: minamoto
Exons: 7
Coding region: 1-2184 (727 amino acids)
Biological process (GO): mRNA stabilization; male meiosis I; female meiosis I
Cellular component (GO): cytoplasm; nucleus
Source: RefSeq, a predicted model, not a curated record
AUGGAUUUAGAAGCCAAUUUGAACGCUGGCUGUGGAAGCAAUGGAAGUGUUUCGUUCAUUUCCAUUCCCAGCGUCGCUUUGCAGGAGCCUGAGAACGGCUCCUAUGUCCCCUGGUCUCACAAUGCUCAUGAUGACCCCUAUGAACUGAUCAACUGUGCACAAAACCACCUCAAAAACAGAAAACCCUCUGAUGUUACUGAUGAUGGAGAGAGUGAGCUGCAAGGACUGGUCUCCAAUAUUUUAGAUGAAGCUGUUUCACAGGACAGCCUCUAUAGUAAUGGAAGCCUGGAUCAGUGCAGCAACAAUAUCUGGUCUCCAAAAAUACUACGAGAUGAACUGCUACAGUAUUUUCAACCAGAGGCCAAAACUCAAUCCAACUCUAACUUUGCCCUUAGCAACUACACUUCCCUUGAUGCCGUUAGUAAACCACAGGGACAGGCAGGGAACAAAGAGACUGAAAAUAUUAGUGCGCCCCCAUGUAACGGUUUGAACACCAAUCAACAGAUGCUUUUUAAUUUACCAAAUGUAAUCCAGAACAGCUUUUCACACUCUCAAAAACCACCCCCUGGUCUCCAACUCCCUCCUGUUAUGGCCAAUAGCUACCUGCAGCUACAACCAAAUAAUUAUGAAAAUGGGCCCCUCAGUAAGGACAGAGCGAAUGGGGAAAAUAUUGGAAACUUCUCUGAUUUUAACCACGUAUUUAGACCUCAAAAUGAUACAAAUGGUAGUGAUUUGUUUUAUAAAGACCACUACAAUCAACUCAUGGACAAACCAGCGACUGCCAAUAAGCAGUACACCUCUCAAGAUCUCAACCAGCUCGUGAGCAGUUUCCUCUCCUUUGUUACCAGUGAACAAGACAAUACCAAGUUUGCAAAUGUGCGUGAAGACAACAUGACUGACACAUGGGAGAGUCCAGAUACUUGUAUGCAGACUAAUCGUUCGGCGUACAUGCAAGGACCACUAGUUACAGAUUUUGGGAUAGAGAGAACCAACGGAAAAAGGAACCAACUGUUCAAGCGGGAUUCACUUCAAGAUUUGUCAACUUACAACUUGCAAAAUUCAGAGUACCCACCACAACAGAACCUUGUAAUGGGGAAUCACAAUAAGAUAUUACAAAGAGACAAUACUACACACUCUUUUGCCAUGAACGACUAUCAAAAGCAUCAAGUCCAACAGAGCCUGUCAAAUUUCAAACCACAAAUGCAGAAGGAGAAGAAGAGGAUGGCUGAUUAUUUUGGCGAUACUUACACCAUCCGACAUCCAACUGAAAACUUCCCAGAAGAGAAACGUCCAGCUCUAUCCCAAAGCAGUUUCUAUGACCAGCCUCAAAGAUUCAACGGAGAAAACAACAUGAUUGGUCCACAGUUCAGGCCACUUGUGUACGCUGGAAAUGACCCAAGAAGACGCCCUAAUCAAAUCCCAAACCCCAACUUUAGUUCUAGAGGUUCACUAGUGUACAGAGGAGGAGUCCCAAAUAUGGAUAUGACUGAUAUGAUGUCGACCAAUGAGAUGUCACAAUUCACCCCUGGUUUGAAUGGUGUAAUGGACAGAAGAGAAGGCACCUAUCACUGCAUGUCCCCCACCCUUAUCCCCACCCCCAUGACCCAAGGGGGACCAGUUCUCCAGCUGUACUUCUACCUGGAUAAGUGCUACGAGCAAUGGAAGAGUUUGGAGAAGGAGAGAAAAAAGACGGAGAUUGUCCUCUCAAAGACUUUUCUUGGCAAACGGACCCCGGCGGUCCCAAACUCCAGUCUACCCAAAACUCCCCCAAACCCCACCAGAGUCGACCAUCUUAUCGUCGCUCAGAUGAGGGAACAAGCCCGGGUGUCUUCACUUUUUGUCAAGAUGGAGUAUCUGUCCAAACUCUCCUUGAGCGCCAACAUCUACAGCGCCCUGAGCAAGCACAACAUGGCCAUCUAUGUGACCAGCGCCCGCCGCAAAGAGGAGAUCCUCCACAUGUCCCAGAGCCAACGAGAGCAUUUCACUGAGGACAGAGACACCAUGAUGUUGAUGACUGCACUGAAGGAUCUUGCUGCUGCCACUCGCAAACUGCGCACAGCCGUGCUGUGUGCGCUGCAGAUGACCCUCCCAAAGCCUGUGCCAAAACCAGAGCCCCCUAUUUGCGAGGAGGAGCAGGACGAGAGGGGCCCUGCUCCUUCUGAUGGGUACUCCUACAGGCUAUAGGAGCUACAUUACUGCAGUCCCUUUUAUAUUCUAGUCACAUGACCCUCUUACAUAUGUCCCUUCUGAACUGGGUACUGAAGACAAAGAAUUAUUAUAGUUACAUUUUAUCUGCAAAACAGCAAUCACUACAAAACAUGAGUUGGAAAUUUGAGCUAAAGUGAAACAUUCGUGUGUCCCAGGUGGUUGAUUUUGAAUGUUGUGAAAAUGGAUGAAAUGUGCGGAUUGUAAGGGUCAUUUCAGAAAUUAGUGUCUAUUCCAAAUUCUCUCAAACCUCUUUAUUUAAGGACACUAUUUAUGUGGGAAACGUCUUUUCCCUGCUUUAUUUAUUUAUUGUAAACUUGUUCAAAAAAUCCAAUCACUCAACAGUAAUUCAGAAUUAUUUCCCAAAUGUGCUUGAGUUAUGUGCCAAGUUUGAAGAAGCCAUUUGAAAAAGGUUCAAUGUUUUAAAAUUAAUCACAAUUUACAUUGUCUUCUUUAUCAACUGCAUUUUCUAAUAGUGAACUUUGUCACUACUUUCAGAGUUUGUUUAUAUUAAUUUGUCUCAGCUUUGGGGAAUAUUGAUUUAAUGGGUAGAAAAAUGUUUUUAAUUGCCUAAUUUACAG